Messenger RNA from Cadophora gregata, 2223 nucleotides. RefSeq lists its product as uncharacterized. Lineage: Eukaryota; Fungi; Ascomycota; Leotiomycetes; Helotiales; Ploettnerulaceae. Bases 1 to 2223 code for a protein of 740 amino acids. Gene Ontology annotation, molecular function: glycosyltransferase activity. The record is from RefSeq and is a predicted model, not a curated record. The transcript is spliced from 6 exons.
AUGUCCGACUUUAAUCACUCAGAAUCCGUUCAUCCAAACUCUACUUUGAGCGGUGUACCUUCCAAUUCUGCUGAUGGAGCUAUGACACCGCCCUCCAGAGUCCCAAGUCCUCUUCGGAGUACACCCCGGAGUCUUCGGCCCUAUGUCUGGGCUCUAAUGGCAUUCAAAAAUGGCGCUCGAUUCCAGACGAAGCCUUCGAAAACACGAGCUCGCAGAGCCAGCCUCCUCGCCGAUAAGGAAGGCCCUUUUGCUCCUUCUCUCAUGCCCCUCUUUGCAGGCAUUGCCGUUGCUUUCAGCGAUAACGACUCAGCCGUAAUUGCAGUUGCUAUCCACGAUAGUACAUAUCUGACCGACUUCUCGGUCGAAACCAUCCAGCUCAAGGAUGCUGUCGGAAAGGGCGAAGAUCCAAUUGCAGACUAUGUGGUCACCCAGCUGGAAAAGUAUGAGCAUACAAAUAUUGCAAAGUUUAUUGGUGCUGGACUCCCUGCGGAACUCUUGAAGAAGUCACCUCGACUCUGUUCCAGGCUAUGGCUUGAGCUAGACAUUGUCCCUGUUACAAUCGUUCCUGAGCUUGAAGGUUUCGAAAGGAACACCAAGGGUAAGAACUUUUGGAGCUCAAAGUGCGUGGAUGAGCAAGCCGAUUCAAUGGCUCGAAAAUGCAUCAUGCACUUCGGCCCCAACCUUGCUCCUCUACUGCAAGUUGGCUACAGAGGCAUCGUCGAAAUUGAUUCCGGUGGAAGAGCGCAUAUCCUAAGCAUCGAUGAUUUCAAGCGGUUGUGUGAUGCUCCUACGUGGGACUCCAUGAUGCAUUUCGCCACCAAUCUCAAGAAGAUGGGUACAAGAAUAGCAUUCUUUAGCAGCACACCACAAGGUGGUGGAGUAGCUUUGAUGAGACACGCACUCGUCCGACUUGCGGAUCUUCUAGGUGUUCAACUUACUUGGUACGUACCAAAACCGAAGCCAGGAGUGUUCCGUAUCACCAAGACCAUCCAUAAUAUCCUUCAAGGUGUCGCGGAGCCAGGUGUUUGUGUCAGUUCCGAAGAGAAGCUGGUUCUUGUGGAUUGGAUCGCAGAUAAUGCGAAGAGAUACUGGCUAUCUCCCGGCGGACCUCUACGCCCGGCCGAAGAAGGGGGUGUAGACGUCAUUAUGAUUGAUGAUCCUCAAAUGCCAGGGUUGAUUCCUCUCAUCAAGAAUUUGACUCCAAAUCGACCAGUUCUUUAUCGAAGUCACAUCCAAAUCCGAGGUGACCUUGCUGUACAAGAGGGUACUCCACAGUCAGAUGUCUGGCAAUUCUUGUGGCAAAAUAUCAAACUUGCCGAUAUGUUUAUCAGUCAUCCAAUUCCAUCUUUUGUUCCUAGCAAUGUUCCAGCAUCAAGUGUGGCAUAUCUUCCUGCCACUACAGAUUGGCUCGAUGGUCUCAACAAGGACAUGAAUGAGUGGGAUCAAGGCUACUACGGUCACAUCUACAACGAAAAAUGCCACGCCAUCAGAAUGACCCAACUCAAAUGGCCCCUCAAGAAAUAUUUCAUCCAAAUCGCACGCUUCGACCCCGCAAAAGGUAUUCCCGACCUCAUUCAAUCCUACGCAGAGUUCCGCCGUCUGCUCAGUAAACACGACCCCAGCCUCGAAGCCCCUCAACUCGUAAUCUGCGGCAACGGCUCCGUCGACGACCCUGACGGAACCAUCAUCCUCGACCAAACCAUGAGCACACUCGAGACCAAAUUCCCACACCUCCUCUCCUCCAUCUCAGUCAUGCGUCUCGCGCCCAAUGACCAGCUCCUCAAUACCCUGCUCUCUGCAUCGCAUACAGUCCUCCAACUCUCCACUCGAGAAGGGUUUGAAGUCAAAGUCUCCGAAGCCAUUCAUAAAGGCAAGCCUGUCAUCGCUACGAACUGUGGCGGUAUCCCGCUACAGGUCCAGCAUGGCAAGAAUGGUUUCUUGGUCGAGGCUGGGGAUUGGUAUGCUGUGGCGAGGCACCUCCUGGAGCUGUGGACGGAUGAGAAGAUGUAUGAGGAGAUGUGUGCGUAUGCGAAGAUUAGUGUGAGCGAUGAAGUUGGGACGGUGGGGAAUGCGCUGGCGUGGUUCUAUCUCGCCGAUAAGUGGGCAAAUGGCAAGGGUGUUGUCCCGGAAGGACGGUGGGUUAAUGAUCUUGCGAGGGAGGAGUCGGGGAUUCCUUACAAAGAGGGAGAGAAUAGAUUGCCAAGGAAUUUUGGGAGUGCUUGA